This is a messenger RNA of Rhodotorula toruloides NP11, 1941 nucleotides long. RefSeq names its product phosphatidate cytidylyltransferase. Gene Ontology annotation, cellular component: endoplasmic reticulum membrane. The record is from RefSeq and is a predicted model, not a curated record. Gene Ontology annotation, molecular function: phosphatidate cytidylyltransferase activity. The coding region runs from base 1 to 1941 and encodes 646 amino acids. Lineage: Eukaryota; Fungi; Basidiomycota; Microbotryomycetes; Sporidiobolales; Sporidiobolaceae. The transcript is spliced from 8 exons.
AUGGCUCGCGGGAAGAGUGCUUCGGUCACACGGCCAGACGUCGCCAGCAAGACCCGCUUCGACGCCCUCGCGUUCGACGCCGGCGAAUCCUCGGGCGACGAAGAACUCCCUCCUCCAGCUACCCUCUCCCCACCUGUUCCUACUACGCCCUCGAAGAAGGCGCUCGCUCGCCAACGUGCCAAGCUGCGCAAGCAGGGCUCGUCCAACAAUCUCAACUCGGAAGCGGCGACCGACAGCGACGCCUCUUUCGCUCCCUCCGUCUCGGCUAUCCCUCCCGUUCCCGCCCUCCCCAGCAAAGUCCAGAUCCAGCAGACGGCGAACGGCGUCAAGGAGCAGGUGCAGGAGAAGGCUGAGGAAGUGAAGGAGGCUACGGUGAAGGCGGCCAAGCCGGUCGUCCAGGUUGUUGCGCCGGCCGUUGAGAGGGAAGAGCCGAAGGCUGCGUCCUCGCUGUCGAGGCUCGCCCAGCCGCCCAGCGCGCCCGAGUCGACUACGGAUGGUGAUUCGCUCGCUGGCUACGACGAGGACGAGGAUGAUGAGUCGGACGAGGACGAGGACGAGACUUCAGCGGCAAGCGCGCAGACUUCGCCCAAACCCGCCACUCCCCGCGCCGUCUCUCCUACACCCGCCGCCCCCGCUGAGGGAGACAAGCCCAAAGAGGCUUACACCGGCGCCGACCACGACCCUAAGAAGAAGAUCCAGGCCAUCAUCACCCGCACGGUCUGGGGCUUCGUGCUCGCAGGCGGAGCGAUCGGCCUCGUCCUCAUGGGUCACGUCUACGUCAUCGCCCUCAUCUUUGUCAUCCAAGCGAUGGUCUUCAAGGAGUUGACGAACCUGUUUGACGUCGGGUAUUCGGGCGCGCAUGUCACGGAGGAGGGCAAAAUGACGAGGACGCCUGAGAAGGAGGCGAAGCGCAGGGGCAGGAAGGAGCAGCGCGAGAGGUGGAGCAGGCAGAUGGCCUGGUAUUUCUUCGCUGUCACGAACUACUACCUCUACGGCGAAUCGCUCAUCUACUACUUCAAGCACGUCCUCACGCUCCAGGCGUCCUUCCUCCCGACGGCGUACUCUUUCUCGCAACAUCACCGCCUCAUCUCGUUCGGCCUCUACACGAUCGGCUUCGUUAGCUUCGUCGCGACCCUAAACCGCAGCAGCCUCCGCCGCCAGUUCGGCCUCUUCGGCUGGAUCCACAUGUCGCUCCUCCUGAUCGUCGUCUCGAGCCACUUCAUCGUCAACAACAUCCUCGAGGGCAUGAUCUGGUUCUGGGUUCCCGUCGCGCUCGUCAUCAUCAAUGACAUUGCCGCCUACGUCUUCGGAAUGGCGUUCGGCCGUCACCAGCUCAUCAAGCUCAGCCCGAAGAAGACGGUCGAGGGCUUCGUCGGCGCCUUCUUCUUCACGAUGCUCUUCGCCUACGUUUGGGCGACCAUCUUCAUGCGGUACAACUACAUGAUCUGCCCCGCCCAAGACCUCUCGACGAACGUCUUCAGCCGCGUCCAGUGCAAGCCGAACCCGUGCUUCGAGUGGCACGAGCUCCCUCUUCCGUCGGCCCUCACCGACCUCCUUGCGCCCAUCACCCGCCAUCACAUCACCUCAAUUCCGUGGGCUCCGUUCCAGCUCCACUCGGUCGUCCUCGCAGCGUUCGCCUCGCUCGUCGCGCCCUUCGGCGGCUUCUUCGCCUCGGGCUUCAAGCGCGCUUUCGGCAUCAAGGACUUUGGCGACACGAUCCCUGGACACGGAGGCUUGACCGACCGCAUGGACUGCCAGUUCAUCAACGGAAUCUUCACCUUCGUCUACUACUCGGCCUUCGUCCGCGAAUCCUACAUCACGCCCACCUCGGUCAUGGCCACCAUCGCGACGCACCUCACGACCGAACAGCAGGUCGAGCUGCUUGGUGAAUUGAGCAGGUUUCUCAUGCAGAAGGGCGUCAAGGCGACGAAGCCUUGGUGA